ACAGACUCCAGCCAUGAGCCCCCCUUCCAGCUCCGGCAUCUAUGUGAGCCGCGGGGUGGCCCUCCUGCUGGCCGGGCUGAUGGCCACGCUUUUGCUGGUGCUGGUGACUCUGGCUACCCUGUAUGGCAACUGCUCACGCGUCCAGCCUUUGGAGCAGCAUAGCCCCGGGAUGAAGAACACUGCGUUAUCCCCUCCUGGUGGCCAGGAGCAGGCGCCACCAACCCUGACACCAGAGGCUGCACGUGAGCCAGCAGUGGCCACCACCUCGAAAGACUGGCAACCCCCAUUGUCGGGGCCCUGGGAACAGCUGCGCCUGCCCCCCUGGCUUGUCCCGCUUCACUAUGAUCUGGAGCUGUGGCCCUGGCUACGGCCGGAUGACCUGCCCUCACCGAGUUUGACCUUCACGGGCCGCGUGAACAUCACUGUACGCUGCACAGAGGCCACCUCGAGGCUGCUGCUGCACAGCUUCCUUCUGAAUUACAAGCGAGUGGAAGUGUGGGGUCCCCUGGCCCUGGACAAUAGGAAUGCCACUGUAGGCCGAGUGCCGGUGGACAAUGUGUGGUUCGCUUUGGACAUGCAAUACAUGGUUCUGGACCUGGGCCAGGCCUUGCAGCCAGGUAGCAGGUAUAAGCUGAACCUGGGCUACUCUGGCCAAGUGCUUCAGCACACCUCAGAGGGGCUCUUCCUGAACUUCUACAUGGACCAGGGUGAGCACAGAGCCUUGAUUGCGUCUCAAAUGGAACCAACAUUUGCCAGGAAUGUUUUUCCCUGUUUUGAUGAGCCAGCUCUGAAGGCAACUUUUAACAUUACAAUUAUUCACCAUCCUGGGUAUGUGACUCUUUCCAAUAUGCCCCAGCUAGGUCAGUCUGAAAGAAUCGAUGUGAAUGGAAGCAGAUGGAAGGUCACUACCUUCCAUACCACACCCCGCAUGCCAACUUACCUUGUCGCACUUGCUGUAUGUGACUUUGACCAUGUCAGCAGAACUGAGAGAGGCAAGGAGAUACGAGUGUGGGCCCGGAAAGACGGCAUUGCAAAUGGAAAUGUAGACUUUGCUGUGAACAUCACAGGUCCCAUCUUCUCAUUUCUGGAGGAUUUGUUUAACAUCAGUUAUCCACUUCCAAAAACAGAUAUAAUUGCCUUGCCUACUUUUGACAACCGUGCAAUGGAAAACUGGGGGCUGUUGAUAUUUGAUGAAGCAUCCUUGUUGCUGGAACCAGAUGAUGAGCUGACAGAGAGAAGGGCUAUGGUCUUGUCCAUCAUCUCCCACGAGGUUGGGCACCAGUGGUUCGGGAAUCUGGUGACCAUGAGUUGGUGGAAUGAUAUCUGGCUCAACGAGGGCUUUGCAACUUAUUUUGAACUUGGAAUAAUUAACUACUUCUAUCCCAAACUCCCAAAGAAUGAGAUCUUCUUUUUUAACUUUUUACAUGGAGUCCUCAGAGAAGAUCACGCCCUGGAGUCUAGAGCUGUGUCCACUGAGGUGGAAAAUUUCACAGAAACAGGAGAAAUAAAUGAACUCUUCGACAUAUAUACUUACAACAAGGGGGCAUGUAUGGCCCGGAUGCUCAACAGUUUCCUAGGCCAGCACUUGUUUAUCAAUGCACUUAAGUCAUAUUUGGAGACAUUUUCUUACUCAAAUGCCGAGCAAGAUGACCUAUGGAGACAUUUUCAAAUGGUCAUAGAUGAGCAGAAUAUAAUCAAUUUGCCAACAACAGUAAAAAGCAUAAUGGAUAGCUGGACAUACCAGGGUGGCUUUCCAGUCGUCACGUUAAAUGUGUCUACAGGCAUCAUGAGACAAGAGCCAUUUUAUCUUGAAAAGGCUGAAAAUCAAAUUCUUGUAAGCCACAAUAACACAUGGAUUGUCCCUAUUUUUUGGAUGAAAAAUGGAACCACACAACCUUUAGUCUGGCUAGACAAAAGCAACAUGGUGUUCCCUGAGAUGCAACUUUCAGAUACUGAUGGUGAUUGGGUGAUUUUAAACCUCAAUGUGACUGGAUAUUACAGAGUGAAUUAUGAUGAGUUAGGUUGGAAGAAAUUAAGUCAACAGCUUGAAAAGGAUCCUAAGGCCAUUCCUGUCAUUCACAGGCUGCAGCUGGUGAGCGAUGCUUUUGCCUUGUCUAAAAACAAUUAUAUUGAAAUUGAGACAGCACUCGAUUUAACCAAGUACCUUGCUGAAGAAGAUGAAAUCCUAGUGUGGUUUGAAGUCUUGGUAAACUUGAUAAACAGGGAUGUUAUUUCUGAUGUGAACAACUUUGCUAUAUACCCAUUAUUGAAGAAGUAUUUGCUAAAGAGAAUUAACUCAAUAUGGAGUACUUAUUCAGCUAUAAUUCGAGAAAAUGUGACAGGACUACAGGACAAUUAUUUAGCUCUACUGUCACUGGAAAAAAUGUUCGAAACUGCCUGUUGGUUGGGUCUUGAAGACUGUCUACAGCUGUCCAAAGAGCUCUUCCGAAAAUGGAUGGCAGAUCCAGACACUGCAAUACCUCAUCUGAUUGAAAAAGUGGUUUUAUGCAAUGGCAUUGCUUUGGGAAGCGAUAAGGAGUGGGACUUUUUGCUAAGAUUUUACAUCAAUACAACUGAAGAAGAAGAAGAGGGAAGGGCCCAUCUUAUUUAUGCACUGAGUUGCAGUAAAGAGCCAUGGACACUUAACAGAUUUAUGGAGUAUGCCAUCACCAUGUCUCCAUCCCCUUUUAAUGAAACAAACAUAAUAGAAGUUGUGGCAUCACUUGAAGUUGGUUGGUACGUUGCAAAGGACUUUCUAAUCAACAAUUGGCUAGCUGUGAUUGAAAGGUAUGGACCACAAACACUGGAUGCUCUAGUGUGGGUCAUAGGGAGGACUGUAAGUACAGACCUACAGGUUAUGGAGUUGCAGCGGUUCCUGGGAACUGUGUUGGAGGAGCAUCAGAGGCCUGCGGCUCAUGCCAAAUUACAGGCAAUAAAGACGGAGAAUCUGAAAAACAAGAAGAGAAUUGCCAGGAUGGCCGAGUGGCUUCGGAAAAACACGUAAUUUGUGGCCACUUGCCGCAUGCUUCAUGUAUUUUAUAAUCUUGUUUGCUCGCAGCUCUGUCUUCCAUAUUUAGUGACUCCAAAGAGCUGUGUGUCUUCUUUUAUUUUGGUUAUGCUUUCUUUCUACUUAGUCAUGUCCUUCCUGUUUUCACACCUUGCCCCAAGGAUCAGUGAUUGCUGAGGAUUUUGUCAACACUGCCAUGUAUCUGGGCAAACUUCUGCUUCCUAUUGAGCAAUAAAGUCACCAAAUUAGAGUGCCUAGAAAAAAAAAGCCAAAAACUGUAAAAAACAAACCAAAACAAAACAUAAAAACCAGAUUGACCUAAGAAAGUCUGGCUUAUCUUGAUGUGAAGGUCAGUGGUGCUUUAAUCAGUGGCAUUAAUGGAGAGCAUAUUCUGUUCAGAUGGAAAUCCAGACCUGAGGACCUGAAAUAACUCUGUGCCUUAUUUAGUUUAAAAAUGAAAAAGCAAUGGGAGAUAACACGACAGUGUAAAGAAAGAGAAGCCAGAAAUAAAUAAGAUCACUUGGAGACAGCACAACCAAAGAAAGGCAAGUAGUCUAGUCAAGACUGAA
Phodopus roborovskii (desert hamster) is the source of this 3576-nucleotide messenger RNA. It is a transcript of the gene Lvrn, whose product is annotated as laeverin. The transcript is spliced from 20 exons. Gene Ontology annotation, biological process: peptide catabolic process; proteolysis. Gene Ontology annotation, molecular function: peptide binding; metalloaminopeptidase activity; zinc ion binding. The record is from RefSeq and is a predicted model, not a curated record. NCBI's taxonomy places the organism in Eukaryota, Metazoa, Chordata, Mammalia, Rodentia, Cricetidae. Bases 14 to 3004 code for a protein of 996 amino acids. Gene Ontology annotation, cellular component: cytoplasm.